CAAUUUUUGUAAAGGUCCACUAGACGAUGAAUCAUGCCAAAUAUCUAAGGUCUAGUCCAAGUAAGUUCAGAGGAGAAGAAUUUUGAAGUUUUAACUAUAAACAUAUAGCAAAUACCCAUGACCCCCCGGGGUGGGGCCAAUUUUGACCCCAGGGCCAUAAUUUGAACAAACUUUGAAGAGGUCAACUAGGCGAUGAAUCAUGCCAAAUAUCUAAGCUCUAAGCAACGUAAGUUCAGAGGAGAUUUUUGAAUUUUUUUACUAUAACCAUAUAGAGAAAACCCAUCAGCCCCAGGGUGUGGCCAAUUUUGACUCCAGGGCCAUAAUUUGAACAAACUUUGUAGAGGUCCACUAGACGUUGAAUCAUGCCAAAUAUCUAAGCUCUAAGCCACAUCAACAAUUAGAACCUUCAAAGGAUGUCAAACCUCAAAAGUCAUCAGUUGAUGUUAGUAUGUUCGGCGAAAGUUCUGGAAUGGCGGACGCUGUAUUGCUGGUUGAAAAAACACCUAUUCUUGUCAUCAAGGCUGUCCUUGGCGUCGCUUCACCGGUGUUCCGGGCUAUGUUCGAAAGCGAUUUCAAGGAAAAGGGAAGCAACAAGAUAUCGUUGCCAGGAAAGAAACUAUCUGUUGUCGUUUUGCUUCUUGAAUGCAUAUACCCUGAUAUCCUUCGUACAGUUACUGCGGAUGUUGCCUUUAAACUCAUCCCAUUAGCAGAAGAAUAUCAAAUUUCGAAGUUGAAAGCGAUGGGCGAAAAAGUGUUGGUUCAAGCACUGCGACUUAAAUUCGAGGACUUUUAUCUCAAAGAAUGCACAUCUCUCUAUGCAUAUCUGUACUUGGCUGCUACAUAUCAUUUACAAGAGUUACACGAAUAUUGCGUAACAGUUGCUGCCGAUUUUAUGCAAUCUGAUAGAGAAAAGGCCAUGUUGAAGUACAAAAUUCCUGAUGCAACAAUCAUGAAAAUUGAUAAACUUGCAAUCUGUCGACACGAGAUAUUCCGCGCGGAUGUAGAUCUAAUGAUGGAAAACAUUCAGGUGCCCAGAGGUAACACCGCAACGAACGUUAUUAAUUCAAUGAUAUAUAAGGAACAAAAAGGUUUCAGAAAUGAUCAACGAUAUAGGCAAGAAGACGAAGAGAUUACAAUACAAGCCGCUGUUAAUACUAUGUGUGGAUUACGACUUGCGUACAUAUACGCAAAAGACAAUUUUUCUCUGCAUAAGUCUGCAAUCUUGAUGAUUAGACGGGUUCCAGGGUAUGCUAGUUUGCCCGGAUUCAAGUUAAUGCCGGAGAACAUAAAGCGUGAUAUUGUUGGUGUGUCUGUUGACAAGUUUAAUUAACGUGUUGCUCAAGAUUUCAGAUCGAUUUUAUAAAAAAUUGAAUCAAACAUCUGUAUUGUGUCUCUCAAAUUCUUAUCCUUUUAAAAUGCGGAGGUCCAUGAACAUGUAAUCUUUUGUGGUAAAAAAAACAUACGGACCGUACAGUUUUUACACAAAAUGUCUUUGUCGCUUUGUCGCAAUAUAUACUCUCUUUACAUUUAAGGUUCACUGUAAUGCUACUUAUCAUUAUAUAAAAAACGUCUCUGAUUCGUUUUGUUUUGAUGUAUUUAAAUCAUUGGCACAGUUUAUAUCAAGAACAUAUGAAAAAUAUGAAAAUCUAGAAGAUGGACACGAUUAUAUAUAACUAUAAACAUAUGUACCCAAUGGGUAUAUAUAUGUAAAAAUAAUUUAUACAGUAAAAGGGCAAUGUUAAGCAUGCAAUGUAUGUUGUACUAAACAGUUUACACUGAUUUGUACAUGUUUUACUACAUCUAGCUUAAAAUGAUUUGAAACUGUCUGUAUAUAUUUUUUAGCUUUAUAGUAAGAACAAAGUCUUUAAUCUUUAUUCUUUACUGGUUUGUGCACCACCGAGUAAGCAAUCAUUCCAUUAUUUGAUUAGGCAAGUCAUUGCUGUACUUUUAAGUAAGUAUACCUCAAUAUCUGCAUGUUUCCCUGCAUUCAGUGCAAAGAAGGAUGUUCAUUUUCUUAUUACAUAGGUCAUGUUGUUUGACGACGACAUUUUGGAUUGGCCUGAUAGCAAAUUAUUAAAACAUAUUGUUCAUCAAAAUAUCUGUGUCAAAAUGCCCUUAAUUACCGUAUAUACAUAAAACGUGACCAAACUGACGUUGAACUGACAUGUAAGCAAUGGUAGUAGUAGUAGUAAUAGUAGUAGAAGUAGAAGUAAUAAUAGUAGGUAAUAGUAGUUGUAGUACUAGUAGAAGAAGUAGUCGAAGUAGAAGUAAAAGUAGCAAUAGAAGUAGUGGUAGUGGUAGUGGUACUGGUAGUAGUAGCUGUAGGUGGUAGUAGUAGAAGUAGCUGUGGUAGUAGUAGUUGAAGUAGUAGUAGUAGUAGUAGUAGUAGUAGUAGUAGUAGUAGUAGUAGUAGUAGUAGUAGUAGUAGUAGUAGUAGUAGUAGUAGCAGCAGCAGCAGCAGCAGCAGUAGUAGUAGUAGUAGUAGUAGUAGUAGUAGUAGUAGUAGUAGUAGUAGUAUAAGAAGUAGUGGUUGUAGUAGUUUUAGUAUUUGUAGCAGUAGCAGCAGCAGUAGUAGUAGUGCUUAUCAAAUAAUAACAGAAUCAGAGCUUUGCCCAGUCGAUGUGAGCAUGUUUGGAGAAACCGAUGGUUUGGCGGAUGUUAAUAUCUUGGUUGAAGGACAUCGAUCCCCGUCAUCAAAGCGUUUUGACAUCUUCCAUUAUUUCUUCACCUGUCCAUUAUAUAACGUACAAAGAAAUCAUCUCAUUGGUCGGUUAUCCACCGUUGGUCAAUUGUCUCUCGAAUUAUACUCUUUGGAUCGAAGGAAGCCUCAUAUCAAACGAACAAACUUAUCUUUGACAACGUCCAGAACUAUAUACGUCAAUAUAACAGUUUUAAGUACAAAUUCUUUCAAACCUUAUCCCGAUUCAGAUCUGACCAGUGCCUGUACUACCUCCCUCAUUUCACCUUCCUUUUCGUCUAACUUUAUCCUUUCUUCUCUCUAACGAAUUGAUUACAAACGAAAACAACUUGAUUUUAACAUACCAUAGUUUAUAUCAUACGGCGAUAAGAUUAUGUUUUUCGAGUCAACGCAACUUGCGCAUUAGCCUAAGCAGCGUGAAUGACCUACAGAAGCGAGACAUAGUAUAAGCCGUAAGGCUUUAUUCUCACUUCUGUUAACACUAUUGUUUUGUGCAUUAUUUACAUAUUCUUUGUUUCAAUGCAACAUAUAUUUGGUCUUUGUUAAUAAUGAGUAUGUUCAAAUUUGUUGAACUAAACCAAUUGUAAAUAUUAUAUCGAAAUAAAUACCGUUUAAACCAAA
This is a messenger RNA of Mya arenaria, 3319 nucleotides long. RefSeq lists its product as uncharacterized. Lineage: Eukaryota; Metazoa; Mollusca; Bivalvia; Myida; Myidae. Bases 449 to 1330 code for a protein of 293 amino acids. The transcript is spliced from 3 exons. The record is from RefSeq and is a predicted model, not a curated record. Gene Ontology annotation, molecular function: protein binding.